AUGACUUCAACUACUAUUUUCAUCAUAUUUUCAACCAAUAAUGCCAAAAGAUUAUAUCAUCUAUUUUCUUUUGUUUAUUACCCAGAUAGUGUUACACAAAAUGAUACUCCAAUCUCAGAAUUUUAUAUUAUAUAA
Messenger RNA from Dentiscutata erythropus, 135 nucleotides. Lineage: Eukaryota; Fungi; Glomeromycota; Glomeromycetes; Diversisporales; Gigasporaceae. The record is from the annotation of a GenBank genome assembly.